AUGAUCAAGCACGGGAUUAUUUUACUGCUAUUGCUUGUAUUGCCAGGAUGGCAAGAGGCCUUGGGAUCAGUAUCUGUCAGAACAGUAGAAGUAGAUAUAGGACAAAAUUUAACGAUUGCUUGUACUGACGAAAAUGUAUCACGGCAUCCUGGUAAUUACACCAACGUCAUGUGGGUUCGGGAAGGAAGAAAAGACGGGCAGGUACGGAGAAUGAAAAUAGGAUCAAACAAGGCACUUGAGUUGGUAAAUGUUAGUCUCGAUGACGCUGGUAAUUAUUUUUGCACACUUGAUAACGAUGCCAAUGCUGUUAAAACACGAAUUAAUAUUCAAGUAAAAACACCUCCACCAGCACUUCACAAUGUUUGGGUUAAACCAUCUACAAUACUCGCUAACAUUCUGUGGGAAGUAGCAGGUACUGGUGGUUAUCCUAUUAUUGAUUUCACUGCCGAAUAUCGUCUGAAACCAGGUGUAGGUGAGGAACCUGAAGACUGGAAGCCCAUUAUGCCGACGCACAUACCUCCUAACUCUAGACAGAUUGAUGUUUAUCAUUUGGAGCCAAACACAACGUAUUUGUUUCGCGUAUGGGCAACAAAUAAACUCGGGCGUGGUGACAUUGUUGAAGUUGAAGGUCAUACUCAUCACACUAUCGAAGAAUUAGAGCUGGCGAAACAUCUGUUAGCCGGCGUGGAAAAUUUUGAUACACGAAUCUGGGUAGCGGCGGUAGGAAUUGUUAUGGGAACUCUAAUGGUCCUUGGUUUAGGUACAUGCUACCUUCUGUAUCGUGAGUGCAAGGCACCCUCGCAGCUGGAGGAUCAGGAAGUGAUUGAGUUGGUACCAAAUAUUAUUUUAAAUCCGGGAUUUUUUGACGAGAGAUCCGAACGACAGCAUCAGCAGCAACAUCAGGACGAAAAUUUCAACAAUCAGACAACCACACGACUGAACAACAACAGUGUAAUAUUACCGAGACGACUUUAG
Messenger RNA from Cotesia congregata, 975 nucleotides. The record is from the annotation of a GenBank genome assembly. NCBI's taxonomy places the organism in Eukaryota, Metazoa, Arthropoda, Insecta, Hymenoptera, Braconidae.